Athene cunicularia (burrowing owl) is the source of this 2434-nucleotide messenger RNA. It is a transcript of the gene TXNL1, whose product is annotated as thioredoxin like 1. The transcript has 7 exons. Lineage: Eukaryota; Metazoa; Chordata; Aves; Strigiformes; Strigidae. Bases 1 to 804 code for a protein of 267 amino acids. The record is from RefSeq and is a predicted model, not a curated record.
AUGAAUACAGGGAGAAAUCAAGUGGAAUUCACCUUCUACAGCAGCAGGCUGCAGUUCCUGGGUGUGCAUGAGUGUGGCUUGGGAGAUGGGAGGCAUGCAGGUGUAACACUUCUAAUUUAUGCAUUCCAGGGAACAGCUGCUACCAAUAAUAUAUCGGCAACACCGACGUUUCUGUUUUUCCGAAACAAAGUGCGAAUCGACCAAUAUCAAGGAGCAGAUGCUGUAGGUUUAGAAGAAAAAAUUAAACAGCACCUGGAGAAUGACCCUGGAAACAGUGAAGAUACAGAUAUCCCCAAAGGAUAUAUGGAUUUAAUGCCAUUUAUCAAUAAAGCCGGCUGUGAAUGUCUUAAUGAGAGUGAUGAGCACGGAUUUGAUAAUUGUUUACGUAAAGACUCUACCUACUUGGAAUCGGACUGUGACGAGCAGCUGCUUAUCACUGUAGCUUUUAGUCAACCCGUCAAGCUUUAUUCUAUGAAACUUCAGGGGCCAGAUAAUGGGCAAGGUCCAAAGUACAUAAAAAUCUUUAUCAACCUCCCUCGGUCUAUGGAUUUUGAAGAAGCAGAAAGAAGUGAACCGACUCAAGCCCUGGAGCUGACACCAGAUGAUAUUAAAGAAGAUGGUAUUGUCCAGCUUCGCUAUGUAAAAUUUCAGAACGUUAACAGUGUAACUUUGUUUGUCCAAUCCAAUCAUGGGGACGAAGAGACAACAAGGAUUACAUACUUCACGUUUAUUGGAACUCCAGUCCAAGCAACAAAUAUGAAUGACUUCAAGCGAGUAGUUGGCAAAAAAGGAGAGAGCCACUAGGACGCGGAAGACACUGGAAGGCCUUACGCAAUCAAAGAGAUCUUCACUCUUAUCUACAACUCCUGGAUAAUUGCUUGACCAUAACCAGAGACUGUCAAUCUGUUUUGUUUAAUGCCAUUACCAAUAAAUCAUUGCUUUUGUUGAGACGGAGUUUCCCUAGUGUGUUUCUGUUGUAAUCCUCGGACAUGUAUUUGUAAAUAAAAUUCAUUACUUUUGCCAAGUUUAAUUUUGUUGUUCUAGUAACUGUGGCUCUUCCUUUGUUCUGUUUAAACGUCACAACUCAGCCGGCUUAUCUUUAGAGACAGAAGACAGAAUGUCGCUCCCGUUUGUUCCGAGAGUUUAAAAUGUCAGAUGGAAGUAAAACAUAGACUGCCAUCUAAAAAUAAAAUCCCAGCGACUCUCUUGUAAGACCGAGGGAGCUUAGGAUCAUUGUUCCCUCAAAUACAGAUACUCCUCACCUAGGAGUAUCUUCGCCUGGUUGGGAAAUUUCCAUUUCCCUCCCCACCUCAGAAAGCCGGGCAGGGAGCACGUUUUAAGUCACCGUUCCAUUAACUUGCAGAUUUGUCACAAACGGCGUGCUGAUGCAAGCUGUUCAGCACCAAGAAUUCUUCAGUCCUUUGAAAACGUUUGGUUUUGUUAAUAUUACUAGAAAAUAUUGACCUCGUUUCCCAGGCAGACUCUAGCAAGCUGUGCACUUAGGAGGAUUUAGAUGUUUGUGUGCCCCACCUGAACAUGAAUUGCUUAUUUCUUUUAUUGGGUGUUUUUCCUCUCUGGAUCGUGAUAAGGAAGUGCUUAUUGCACAUACUAAUUUUACAUCUUAAUUGGAAUUCCUAUAUUACUAUGGUAAAUUUUCUUGGAUGUGUGCCCUGAGUAAUCUUAAUAAAUCGGGCAUUGAUCAGCACCAUAUACAUAUAAUACUGUAUAAAUUCCCAGUAAAACUUGCUAAGUGUUUUAAUUGGCAUAAUUAAUUUCUUUGUAAAGUUAAAUUUGUUACAUUUCUAAUUACCAUAAAUCCCACUAAGGCUUAAAUCCUGUCCUAAUUGGCAUUCCCUCCUUGAACACAGUAGGGUGGUUCUCUUCUGGCUUGGCAGAUUUGUAUGUUAAUACCGAGUUAACUUUCUGUUAGCACAGAUAUUUUCUCCAAACAGAAAACCGGGCAUUGUCUAGGAAAGCAUUCUUUGAGAGGCACUUUUUUUUCCCACGGUUUCACUGCGUGCUCCAGGAGCCUCCUCUACCUGUACCUUCUAGUCAGUGGCACGUGGUGAUGUCUUGGGUUUCUUUCUACUUCCUUCGUGUUUUGCUUCCACGGGGGGUGUAAGGCAUGUAACACUGUAUAUAGAAGAUAAAUCAUUUUUGAAUAUAACUGAGGGCAAUAUGAAUUACUGUUUCUGUUUAUAAUUUUGUACACUAAUUACCUUUUGGGUUAUUGUUUAAGUGCCUCAUCUUAAGUAUUGCUUACCUCAUAAUAUUUAUACCUGAGAGAUUUGAUAACCUAGUGAUUCUCAUCUUUGUAAAAGAUUAGUCAAAUUUAUAUUGUUUAUGAGACUCUUCUGUGAUUUCCUUGGUUGCAUGAUGCAUACCUUCCAGAAUGAUACUAUGUACAUAGACCUAAAUAAAUGUUUAGAGGUAA